GUCGAGCCAUCAUCCUGCCUCUAUUCCAGUUCAUCCACCUCCUCCUCACGCCUCUCCUCUCCGCCCUCCUCUCUCUCCUCAAGCUCCCCCUACAGCUGUUCCGCCUGCUGCUGCAGCUCGCCACCUUCCUCUACUCCACCUUUUCACACUCACUCUCCCACUCCCUCACGCUCUCCCUCGCCUCCUCCCUCAAAGCCCUCUCCCUUCACUUCACACACCUCUCCAAUACGCUCUUGCUUCACCUUGUAUACCUUUCUAAAACCCUUGUGCAACCUAUCACAUACUCCAUAAAAGCUUUCUCUUUCACCUUCGCAUACGGCUAUAAAUCUGUGGCAAAUAGCUUCUCCUAUAUCUCCAAGACCGUCUCCUCUUCGCUGCGAUUGGUCGUUGGGGCUCGAAAGCUAGGCUCGGCAACCAAGGCAGUGGGACAGCAGAUCUCCGCUGCAGGUUCGGCAGUGGGGCAAGUUUCCUCGGCUGCAGGUUCGGCGGUGGUUCGGUCGUCUUCCUCAUCCCUGCUGCAAAUGUGGCAUAACCUCUUCCAGAAGCUGUUCCGAGCCAUCAUGUGGAUCUUCAAGGGCGUGGGCUCCUUUGUAGCUGCUGCCAACAGACACCGCCUCAGCACGCGGCACUAUGUGCUGUCCCAGGCGCGCAAGCUGCAAGCCCGGGCUCUUCAAGCUGCUCAGCACGCCCAGUCAACAUUGAUCAAGUACGGCCGCAAGCUGCUUGCUCCCCGACCCAUUCCCACCGCACCUCGAGAAGUUGCGGCUUCACCUCGAGAGAUUCUUGAUGUUGCCGCACCAGCAGCGAGCGCACCAGCAUUGACUGCAGGGGGAGGGGUCGUUGCCACUCAUGACGGGGCUGAGGAGGAGUACUGGGAUGCGCUAGAGGGCAUCUCUGAGAAAGAACCUGAGGAGGGUUGUGAGGAGCAAUCGGAUUCGGAAUGGGACAAGUUUGAGGAGGAAGAUGAUGCAGAAUGGGACAGGAAUGAGGAGGAAGAUGAUGUGGAGGAUGAGCAGAGCGAGGAGGAUAAGGAGGAUGAGGGGGGUAAGGAGGGUUAUGGAGAUCUCCAGGAGGAGGGGGAGGAGGAGGAGGAAGAGGAGGUGUUUGAGGAUGCUCAGAGCGAUGCAUUCGAAUAUCCCCCCUAUGGAGAGGCCUGGGAUGAUUAG
Messenger RNA from Closterium sp. Naga37s-1, 1166 nucleotides. Lineage: Eukaryota; Viridiplantae; Streptophyta; Zygnematophyceae; Desmidiales; Closteriaceae. The record is from the annotation of a GenBank genome assembly.